Messenger RNA from Helianthus annuus (common sunflower), 2423 nucleotides. RefSeq names its product carbon catabolite repressor protein 4 homolog 1. Gene Ontology annotation, molecular function: poly(A)-specific ribonuclease activity. Lineage: Eukaryota; Viridiplantae; Streptophyta; Magnoliopsida; Asterales; Asteraceae. Gene Ontology annotation, cellular component: cytoplasm; nucleus; CCR4-NOT complex. Bases 360 to 2138 code for a protein of 592 amino acids. Gene Ontology annotation, biological process: nuclear-transcribed mRNA poly(A) tail shortening. The record is from RefSeq and is a predicted model, not a curated record. The transcript is spliced from 9 exons.
GAAAAUUACGUCGUCUUUGUUGUUAUCUCUCUCUCUCUCUGUGUUCGUAAAACCCCGUAUUCACCACGCACAAAUCAAACCCUAAUUCUUCAUCUUCUUCAAUAACUAAUCAAUCAUUCAUUUACCAUCUUCCUGAUCUCAAUUCCCCACAUAGCCUCGUAAAUCCAUAAUCCAAAUCUGGGUCACAUCAAAAAAGGGUUUUUGAUUCGAAAACGAAAAUCAAAACAUUCAGCAAUGCUGACUCAAAUCAAAGACACGUGAUGGCGGAUUGGCACGUGCUGUUGGUCGAAUUCGUGUUGGUUAAUAUUCGUUGGUUGUUGAAUUAGGGUUAGGGUUUGUUGAAUUGAUGUGAUUGAAGCAUGCUGAGCGUGCUGAGAGUGCACCUUCCGUCCGAUAUUCCGAUUGUGGGUUGCGAGAUUUCGCCUUAUGUCCUUAUACGCCACCCUGAUAAGACUGUUUCUACUGAAGAUGUUCCUGAGAAUUUGCCCCUUCAUGGUUGUUUUUUGAGAUAUAAGUGGUAUCGUAUACAAAGUGAUAAAAAAGUUGCUAUAUGCAGUGUACAUCCAUCCGAGCAAGCCACAUUGCAGUGCUUAGGUUGUGUUAAAGCCAAAUUACCUGUUGCCAAAAGCUACCAUUGCACUACCAAAUGUUUUUCCGAUGCAUGGCAACACCAUCGUGUUUUACACGAGCGUGCUGCUAGUGCUGUUAACGAAAAUGGAAAUGAAGAAGAAGAUAUCUAUGGACGGUUUAAUAAUACGACAUCUGGGAUAAACAAUAAUAAUAAUAACAAUAAUACAAAUGGGCAAGCCGUUGCCAAUGGUACAACAUAUCCCGCUACAGUUACGCAACGAAACGGUGGUGAAAUUUGGUUUGAAGUUGGGCGUUUUAAAACAUACACACCAACAGCAGAAGAUAUCGGUCAUGUUCUUAAGUUUGAAUGUGUUGUGGUAGAUUUAGAGACAAAAUCGCCUGUCGGACAAGCAAACACUAUAUUAACAUCUCGUGUGAUUCCCGCCCCGUCACCGAGUCCAAGGCGAUUGAUUUCGGUCACCAACGCUGACGUGGCAGGCCAUUUGGAUACAUCUUCCGGGACAUUCUCUGUGCUUUCGUAUAACGUUUUGUGUGAUGCGUAUGCUACUAGUGAUCUGUACGGUUAUUGCCCUUCGUGGGCCCUUUCUUGGCCUUAUCGUAGACAGAAUCUGUUAAGAGAGAUUGUUGGUUACCUUGCAGACAUUGUUUGUCUUCAAGAGGUUCAAAGUGAUCACUUUGAGGAAUUUUUUGCGCCCGAGUUGGACAAACAUGGAUAUCAGGCUCUUUUUAAGAGGAGAACCGCUGAGGUGCAGAACGGUAAUAAUCAGACGAUUGAUGGCUGUGCUACGUUUUUUCGUAGAGAUAGAUUCUCACACGUGAAAAAGUAUGAAGUUGAGUUUAAUAAGGCUGCACAAUCUUUAACCGAUGCGUUGGUUCCUAAUGCCCAAAAGAAAACAGCUUUAAAUCGAUUGGUUAAGGAUAAUGUUGCGUUAAUUGUUGUUCUAGAAGCAAAGUUUGGUAACCAAGGCGUUGAUACUCUUGGAAAGCGACAACUUGUUUGUGUGGCAAAUACUCAUGUGAACGUUCAGCAUGAGCUAAAGGACGUGAAACUUUGGCAGGUUCACACACUGUUAAAAGGAUUGGAAAAGAUAGCUGCCAGUGCGGAUAUUCCGAUGUUAGUUUGCGGCGACUUCAAUUCGGUUCCGGGAAGUGCUCCACACGCGCUUCUUGCAAUUGGAAAAGUUGAUUCAAUGCAUCCGGAUUUAGCCGUAGACCCUCUUGGAAUAUUAAGACCUGAUACCAAGUUGACUCACACUCUCCCGUUGGUAAGUGCAUACUCGUCCUUUGCGAGAAUUGGCUAUGAACAACAGAAGAAGAGAGUGGACCCCAAUACAAAUGAACCCUUAUUUACAAAUUGCACAAGAGACUUCAUUGGCACCCUUGAUUAUAUAUUUUACUCAGCUGAUAGUUUGACUGUGGAAUCAUUAUUGGAGCUUUUGGAUGAGGAUAGCUUGAGGAAAGAUACAGCACUUCCUUCUCCAGAAUGGUCAUCUGAUCACAUCGCACUCUUAGCUGAAUUUCGGUGCAAGCCUCGCGUUAGACGUUAAUGCAUUUUAGGCCAAGGUAAAAGGAAAGAUAAUGGCGAUAAAAGUAAAGGGAAACCAAUGUAAGAAAAAGUAGAUUUUGUAGGUAAUUUGUGCAAUGAUCUACUACACUUUGUAUCAUGCUACCUUUGACUCGAGAAAAUCGAUCAUGUUUAGUUUCUUUUUUUUUUUUUUACUUGAUAGAAAUAUAAUAUCAGCAGUAUAACGUAGCGUUGUCCCAUGAGUUGUUAUCUCAUGGACUAACUUUUAAUCGCAACUAUUCGCGUUUUGACAAAAUUAGUCUGACUA